Messenger RNA from Mugil cephalus (flathead mullet), 2282 nucleotides. RefSeq names its product sphingosine 1-phosphate receptor 3. The coding region runs from base 333 to 1487 and encodes 384 amino acids. The transcript has 2 exons. Gene Ontology annotation, biological process: G protein-coupled receptor signaling pathway. The record is from RefSeq and is a predicted model, not a curated record. Gene Ontology annotation, cellular component: membrane. Lineage: Eukaryota; Metazoa; Chordata; Actinopteri; Mugiliformes; Mugilidae. Gene Ontology annotation, molecular function: sphingosine-1-phosphate receptor activity.
CUGUGCUCCCCCUGUCCGGACUCGAGGGAGGGGAGAGAGGGGAGGGAGGCAGGGGAGUGACUUCCAGACAACCGUCGACAACUCCGGAGUUUUCAGAGAUCAGUAAAAGAUGAGGAGUUGCGUUCUUUCAUUGAUACAGAAGAUACUGUAAAUGCAAUUCCAGGAAAUACGGCGACUCUAUCGACAACUCAGCGAUGAGAUGCGGCUGUGCCCAUCAGCGCGCUCUUAACUUUCACUCAGACAAGAAGUGCGAGCGUCCAGCGUUGAACACAGUGGAUACUGGACUCCCUGCUCAAGUCUGACAUCGUGUGUCCACAGCCGGCGUUUGGAAGAUGAACAGCACUGAAAUAUUCCUCCACUACAACUACACGGGAAAGCUGGACUACCGGCCUAACGUCGGCGCAAGCCCCGGCGCCCUGGACUUUAAAACCAUCGUGUUCCUCGUCAUUUGCAGCUUCAUCGUCCUGGAGAACCUCACUGUGCUGGUGGCCAUAUGGAGGAACCACCGGUUCCACAACCGCAUGUACUUCUUCAUCGCCAACCUGGCACUGUGCGACAUGCUGGCUGGAGUCGCCUACAUGGUCAACCUACUCCUGUCAGGAGAGAAGACCCUGCAGCUCUCACCUGCGCUGUGGUUUGUGAGGGAGGGCAGUAUGUUCGUCGCGCUUGGUGCAUCCAUUUUCAGCCUCCUGGCUAUUGCUAUAGAGAGGCACCUGACUAUGAUCAAAAUGAGGCCGUAUGACGCCAACAAGAACUACAGAGUCUUCCUGCUUAUAGGGACCUGCUGGUUAAUCGCUAUAUCUCUCGGAGCUUUGCCUAUUCUAGGCUGGAAUUGCCGGGGCAAUCUCCCUGAUUGCUCAAUAGUCCUCCCGCUCUACUCCAAGAAAUACGUAGCUUUCUGUAUCACCGUUUUCAUGGUUUUGCUCUUAGCCAUGUCAAUCCUUUACGCCCGCAUCUACAUCCUGGUUAAGUCCAGCAGCAGAAAGGUGAGCAAGCACAGCAAUUCUGAGCAUGCCAUGUCCCUGCUGCGCACGGUCAUCAUCGUAGUCGGGGUGUUCAUUGCGUGCUGGUCACCCAUCUUCGUCCUGCUCCUGGUGGAUGUGGCGUGUGAUCAACAGUGUCUAAUCCUCUACAAGGCGGACUGGUUCAUCGCAGUGGCCGUGCUCAACUCGGCCAUGAACCCGGUCAUCUACACUCUGGCCAGCCGCGAGAUGAGACGGGCCUUCCUGGGCCUGGUUUGCGGCAUUUGCUACAAGGCGAAGGUUUCCGUAAACGACAGCGGGAACAGGCAGUCUCUGGAGCCCAGCCGCAGCAGAAGCAAGUCGUGGAGCAGCCAGAACAACCCUAACCAGAGCCAGCAGGGCUCCAGGCAGGCGGAGCUGGACAAGGGGCAGGAGACGGACACAGGAAACAGCCAGGUCUCUGUGGUGGCGGGCGCAAGCAGGGGUGCUGCUGAGACUGUCCUUGAGAGCGACAGAAAAAACUGAAGAAAGGAAGAGUGAAAUAAUCUAUAUUCUUACAGGGUUGGUUCACAGUGGAGUGCAUUGGUGACGAAAGGGAUUACGAUGGGUUAAGAAUGAAGGACGCCUAAAGGGCAGAUUUGAAGCAUUUGCUGCGGGGCAGUAGUUUAAAUGUUCACGCACAACGUUAGACAGAUUGAUGCAUGAGGCAGGUAAGUUCAGUGAGUUCCCUCUUUGUCACAUCUAGUGUCCAGUGAGAACCAAGUAUCUCCAAACUUGAUCAUUUAUGCAGAAUAGUGAAAGACAGACGUCGAAUGAAACGGUGCUCUUCAUAAAACACAAUCAAAAAGUGAACAUUCACCUGCAGCUAAUAAUAAGUGCAAUUAUAGUACUGCAAAAACAAUGUAUUGAAGAAUGAUUGUAGACGAUUAUUACUUUAACAAUGAACAGCCAAAAGUAUUUAUUAUCCUCUGUAUUCUGCAAUUUCGUAUUUACUCAGUAUUAUUACAGUAUGCUGUGCAGUUACUGUGAUCGGCAUUGUACACUCAAGUGUUUUUUUGUUUUAUCGGUAGCAACAAGUUAAAAAAAAAAACAAAAAAAAAAACAGCAUUUGUUACCACUGUGCAAGUAAAGUCUAAGUGAUAACAGGGCUCCAUCUGCUGGCUGUGCUGCUGCAUGUUUUAUAUGGACUGAAGAAGCAUGAAGAGUCACAAGAGGCAUGUGAAUGCAGCAUGUGCUACAGAAAAAAGGAUUAAAUGCAGCUAUUUAUAUGAAGCAGAAAAUAUAAGCUUUUACACAAUAAAGGUAAAAAAAAAAAAAAAA